AUGAGUAAAGUUUUUAUGUUUGAUGCUUUAAGAGAAGCAACAAAUGAAGAAAUGGAAAAAGAUGCCUCUGUUUUUGUAUUAGGAGAAGAUGUAGGUCAUUAUGGUGGUUCAUAUAAAGUCACAAAAGAUUUGCAUGCAAAAUAUGGAGAUUUAAGAGUUUUAGAUACUCCUAUUGCAGAAAAUAGUUUUAUGGGUAUGGCAGUAGGAGCAGCUAUUACAGGUCUACGGCCUAUUGUAGAAGGCAUGAAUAUGAGUUUUUUGUUGCUAGCAUUCAAUCAAAUCUCUAAUAAUGCGGGCAUGCUUAGAUAUACAUCCGGUGGUAAUUUUAAAAUACCAAUAGUAAUUCGAGGACCAGGAGGUGUUGGUAAACAAUUAGGCGCUGAACAUUCGCAAAGGCUAGAAGCUUAUUUUCAAGCUAUACCAGGCUUAAAAAUAAUAGCUUGUUCAACUCCUUACAAUGCUAAAGGUUUACUUAAAUCAGCGAUACGUGAUGAUAAUCCUGUAAUUUUAUUUGAACAUGUUUUAUUAUAUAAUCUAAAAGAAGAAUUACCAAAAUUAGAAUAUUUUCUACCUUUAGAUAAAGCUGAAAUAGUUAGAACUGGAAACCAAGUAACAAUAGUAACCUAUUCUCGUAUGCGUCAUCAUGUCAUGGAAGCUGUAGAUACAUUGAUACAAGAAGAUUAUGAUCCAGAAGUAAUAGAUUUAAUUUCUCUUAAACCUAUAGAUAUUGCAUCUAUUCGGAAGUCUUUAAUAAAAACACAUAAGCUAAUGAUAGUAGAAGAAUGUAUGAAAACGGGUGGAAUUGCAGCUGAAAUCAUUGCUCAAGUAAAUGAUAGUUUAUUUGAUUAUUUAGAUGCUCCUGUUGUACGCUUAUCUUCUCAAGAUAUACCUACUCCUUAUAAUGGUACUCUUGAAAAAGCAACCGUAAUACAUCCUCAUCAGAUUAUAGAUUCUGUGAGGAAAUUAGUAGCUAUAUAA
Chondrus crispus (carragheen) is the source of this 978-nucleotide messenger RNA. The record is from the annotation of a RefSeq genome assembly. Lineage: Eukaryota; Rhodophyta; Florideophyceae; Gigartinales; Gigartinaceae.